GAAGUGACGUUUUCCGAGAGCUCGCGCAGCCGCACCCGGCCGCUGCUAGCUAUCCCUUACCCCGGCAGUCUGCACCUGGCUGCGGCGGCGAUAACCGGCGUCUCCGUCGUUUAGUCAGUGGGGAACCCACUGCCAGCCUGCCUCAGUCCUGGUGACUAGGAAGAGUUAAUGCUACCGAGUCUUCGGGCCCGUCAAAGCCUAGAGGGUCCUGCUCCGGCUCGUUGGCACCUGGAAUGGAUAAAAGUGGCAGUUUUUGUUUCUUCCCAUGAGGUUAUAUAUCUGGAAUAAGAACCGUGAAAUUAACCUAGACUAGGACAUUUCUAAGGACCUGGAAUGGCUUUGGGCAGCACCAGGAGGACCUGAAAGGAAUAUUUGAGGGCACAGAGCUUCAUAAGAGUUUUGCAACAGAAGGAUUCAUGGAAAAUAAUUGAUCAGAAACACCAGUAGAGAAACCAUUUAGAUUUCUUCAGGCUGUGGAAAAGUUGAGUCUUGGCUCAAAUUAAGUAAAAUAUACACCGAAGAGAAAUCAAAGUUCAAACAUGAAAAGUAUGUUACUUUAAACUGUGGUAAAAUAUUUGUAAAAUUUUGGGGCUCAUCUCUAAGAAUUGCCAUGAUUUUGAAACUUGAUAAUAUCUCAAAUAGAGAAUAAUUUCAGUGGAAAAUAACACUUAAGAACACAUGAAAUGUACAGAAGGAAGAUGAUCUGAGAGUGGAAAAGUGCCACUACCAAAUAAAUAUUUAUAUACUUAGAAAUUACCUUAACAAAUACAAGAGACACUCAAGUUAAAGCUCAGUCUUUGAGAAUGCUAUAUUGAAUGCAGUGAAAGUUGGAUUUCUUUCAUAUUUGCAACAAAAUCUACUAACGUUCUUCUUCAUUUCAAGAUUCUAUAUGACUGUUCCUGAAUUCCACCUCUCCAGACAUCCCAAUUCAAUGUACUCAUACCUUGGGAUCUUUAACCAAGUAGAUGAACUGCUACCCAAUGAACAAAUAACUACGUACAGAGCAAUAUGAGUACCAUUUUCUUUUCUCUCAGUGAGGUGAAAUUAGGUCUUUUUGGAAGCAGAGAAAGCAUACAACAUCUCUGUUACACAGGAUUACUCUGUCAUUGCCUUUAAGUCUUUUACCCUCCCUUCUUUUAAAGCAUCACUUUUUAUUGAGACUACUAUUCCUACCUUGGACUAUUCUUGUGGGCACAUCUUGUUCGAUGCUUCCUCUCUUCAUUUUGUCCCUUUUCUUAUAUAAUGUUAGGGAAAGUAUGCAGGUAUCUCCAUCAUUCUUGACUGGGACUGCUGUAUUUGUUAAGGGAGAGGGGAAGGAGCAGGGUAGAGGUUCCAAAAACUGAUCCCUCAUGUCUUUCAGUGGCAACAGCCAGAUAGGACUUUGGUGAUGACAGCUUUCAGAGUACAUAAGACCUUUAACUCUAGACUUGUUUUUCAAUCAUGAUAAUCCUUUUCAACCCAUUACCCUCCACAAAUGCCUGUGCCUUCUGAGACUUUGUGACAGUUUUGGGGGGUUUUUUAAAACAUUUUUUCCAAUUCAGUAAGGCUUUUUCCUUUGUUUUCUCUUGCUGGUUGUUCAAAAUCAUUCAGUAUGAAUAAAAGAGGGAAAUAUACAACACUGAAUUUGGAGGAGAAAAUGAAGGUUCUAAGUAGGAUUGAAGCUGGACGAUCACUUAAAAGUGUAAUGGAUGAGUUUGGAAUCAGUAAAUCAACAUUUUAUGACAUUAAGAAAAACAAGAAAUUGAUUUUGGACUUUGUACUGAAGCAGGACGUGCCAUUAGUAGGGGUUGAGAAGAGAAAGAGGACAACGGGAGCCAAAUAUGGUGAUGUAGAUGAUGCAGUCUACAUGUGGUACCAACAGAAACGCUCAGCUGGUGUCCCUGUUAGAGGUGUGGAGCUUCAGGCAGCUGCAGAGAGAUUUGCACAGUGUUUUGGGCGAACAGACUUCAAAGCAAGCACUGGUUGGCUUUUUAGAUUUCGAAAUAGGCAUGCAAUUGGGAACCGAAAAGUAUGUGGGGAACAAGUCCUAAGUUCAGCUUCUGAAAAUCUUGAGCCAUUUCGACAAAAACUGUCCAUGAUAAUCAAAAAAGAGAAAUUGCAUCUGGCUCAGCUAUACAGUGGGGAUGAGACUGACCUUUUUUGGAAGUCAAUGUCAGAAAAUACUGAGGCUAGUAGAAAAGAUAUUUGCCUUCCAGGAAGGAAAAUAAACAAAGAACAGUUGUCUGCCCUUUUAUGUGCAAAUGCAGAUGGAACUCAUAAGUUAAAAUCAAUCAUUAUUGGAAAAUCCAAGAUGCCCAGAAGUGUUAAAGAGGACACAAGUACAUUACCAGUAAUAUAUAAACCUAGUAAAGAUGUUUGGUUCACCAGAGAAUUGUUUUCAGAAUGGUUUUUUCAAAACUUUGUUCCGGAGGUCCGGCAUUUUCAACUUAAUGUUCUAAGGUAUCAUGAAGAGGAUGUCAGGGCAUUGUUACUUCUGGACAAUUCCCCCUCUCACCCUUGCCCUGAAUCACUAAUUAGUGAAGAUGGUCGGAUAAAAUGCAUGUUUUUUCCCCAUAACACUUCAACCUUGAUUCAACCAAUGAAUCAAGGUGUGAUCUUGAGCUGCAAACGACUUUACAGGUGGAAGCAACUUGAAGAGAGUCUUGUAAUUUUUGAAGAAAGUGAUGAUGAGCAAGAUAAAGGAGAAAAAGGAGUUUCCAAAAUUAAAAUCUACAAUAUAAAAAGCGCAAUUUUUAACUGGGCAAAAAGCUGGAAUGAAGUAAAACAAAAAACUAUAGCAAAUGCAUGGGAAAAUCUUCUUUACAAAAAAGAACCUGAAUAUGAUCUUCAAGGUCUAGAAGACGGGGAUUAUAGAGAAAUUCUUGAAAAAUGUGGGGAGUUGGAAACCAAGCUGGAUGAUGAUAGGGUGUGGUUAAAUGGAGGUGAUAAAGAAAUGAGGAGUCCCCCGGAAACACAAGGUAGAAUUACAAAGGAAGUUGUUGAAAAAGGAAGAGGAACUGAGAAGCAGACUGCUGAAUUUAAAUUAUCCGCUGUACGAGAGAAUUUGGAGUACCUUCUUGAGUUUGUUGAUGCCACACCUGAAUUUCAGAGGUUCCAUUUCACACUGAAAGAGAUGCAACAAGAAAUAGUCAAGAAACAAUUUCAGAGUAGAAGUCAUUCUAGAAUUGGUAGCUUUUGGAAACCUAGGCCUCAUUAUAUUAAGGAUUCCUUCGGUGGACCUUCAACUUCUGGUUCUAGUAAUUAGAUUUUGUGUUUAGAGGGGGAUAUCUGCAGUUGUAUGAUAAUAUAAUAGGCCUGUUGGGAACUGUCAUAUCAUCUGACAUUAUUGCAUAUCAAUGCCCAUUUAUGUUUGGUUAUAAAAUACACAGUUUGAAAAUAA
Messenger RNA from Nycticebus coucang (slow loris), 3379 nucleotides. It is a transcript of the gene TIGD7, whose product is annotated as tigger transposable element derived 7. NCBI's taxonomy places the organism in Eukaryota, Metazoa, Chordata, Mammalia, Primates, Lorisidae. The transcript has 2 exons. Gene Ontology annotation, cellular component: nucleus. Bases 1592 to 3244 code for a protein of 550 amino acids. Gene Ontology annotation, molecular function: DNA binding. The record is from RefSeq and is a predicted model, not a curated record.